AUGACAGACGCUACUAAGUUAGGAAAAAUAUUCAUUGGGGGGCUAUCGUAUGAGACGACUGAUGAGAAGCUUCGGUCGUACUUUGGUGCGUACGGCACAGUUACGGAUGCCGUGGUUAUGAAAGACCCGAUUUCUCGGCGAUCACGAGGCUUUGGGUUUAUUACAUAUGCGGACCCUUCAUGCGUUGAUAGAGCAUUAGCCCAGCCCAAUCACAUAUUAGAUAGCCGUCGGGUUGAAGCGAAACGUGCUGUUCCUCGUGCGGAGAGCAUGCGCGAUAUUGGAGGUGGCUCGAUAAUCAAUCGUGGUACUGGUACCAAUACAAUCUGUAGCAUAAGCGCGAGCAGUUUGGUUGGUGCCACAAAGAAGAUCUUUGUAGGUGGCUUACAUUAUGAAACAAAAGAUGCGGACUUCAAGAAGUAUUUUACGCAAUAUGGCAAGGUCGUGUCGGCUGAAGUAAUGUUUAAUCGGGAGACAAACAAAUCCCGUGGCUUUGGGUUUGUCAUCUUUGAGAGUGAAGCCAGUGUGGAGAUGGUUCUACAGGAAGCUAAUCACGUGAUUGAUGGCAAGUCAGUCGAGGUUAAGCGUGCUGUUCCACGUACGGACGUGCCUCCUCCACGAUCCGUCUCGUCUCGUGGAGGUUCCUUUAGUGGUCUCUCUGGACCAGGCUCUGUUGGAAGCUUGGACGAAAUAAGUACGGCUACGACUCCACCCGUGUCACUAUGUGGAAGUGUGCCGUCUUCUAAUGGUCUGGCCACUGCGAUGGGAUCCGAGAAGCUCAGUCGAACAUCGUCAGCUUCCGCAAAUCUCAUGCCAAAUGGAAUGCUGGGAGGAUACGCUGCCGCCGUUCGCUAUGGUGGUCGCGGAGUGCUUAAAAGCUCAAGCUCGAAUGCCAUGCCAUCGUCGUCAAUGACAUCGCCACGACUUAUGCCCAAUAACGAAGAUUCGUGCAGCAUCAACGGCAUCACCUUAGACUCCUCCGCGAUCAAUGGUGUUGCUGAUGCUCUUUCCAGUCUCGUAAUUGGCAAUGGAAGCUUUUCACGCGGAGGUGGUAUUUUGUCCGCAAGUAGCGCUAUCCCCUCUCCACCGCUGUCUGCAGGCUCUUCGUCGCGUGGAUCAACUGAUCAUUUUAUGGACUCAGCAACGACAUCAGUCACGAACGGCCACAUGUCCCCGUUAGAUGUCGCUUUUCAUCCGCUAGACAACGACCCAGUUAUUGAGCAAUGGAAGUUGUCUCCAAGCUUAGGCCCACAACUUUCACCGAGUGCACCUCAUUCUUCACCCACCAAGUCGAGCUUUGUUCUUCACGGACUCGUCGACGAUACUUCCCAGCACGGAUCGAAUCUCUCCUGGCAAGCGUCGCCCUGGCAGCAACAAUCGUGGGGGUCUCCGCCUUUACCGCGGACCCAACAGCAGCAACAACCACCGCUUCCACCCGUUCCUACACCAUUGUUUUCGAUCUUUUCUUCUCAGCACAAUGAAGGCACUAGACUGCAUGGAUCCAGCGCAUGGCCUUUAAAUGCAGACACGAGUUAUGACAAUAAUGACUCGAUUGCACCCUCUGGCCACGAUAGCUUUGGCAAUAGAAUGAUGGGUAUUGAUCUUUCUAUCGACGGUGGCUUUGGACAUACCGGUAGUGCGUUCGGAAUGCACUCUGAAAGUGACACAGACACACCAUACUCGUCGCUGGGGAACUUUUUACAGCCAGACUAUCUGGCAACAAAUCACGAUCAGCAGCAACUCGAAAAUGAAGGAGCAAAACAUUCACUUGACUCGUUUGGACAAAUGGUUAGCGAUGAUGGCGCAUCAGAUGCAGAUGAUUUGUGCAAGAACCCUAUCUCUGUGAACUACGACCUGCCAUCGUCUACAGCAGCGUACCAUCGGCAGUACAGAUAG
Plasmopara halstedii is the source of this 1893-nucleotide messenger RNA. Its product is annotated as heterogeneous nuclear ribonucleoprotein. The record is from RefSeq and is a predicted model, not a curated record. Gene Ontology annotation, molecular function: RNA binding. The coding region runs from base 1 to 1893 and encodes 630 amino acids. Lineage: Eukaryota; Oomycota; Peronosporomycetes; Peronosporales; Peronosporaceae. The transcript is spliced from 5 exons.